This is a messenger RNA of Hemicordylus capensis (graceful crag lizard), 6330 nucleotides long. RefSeq names its product KLF transcription factor 3 (gene KLF3). Bases 950 to 1987 code for a protein of 345 amino acids. The transcript is spliced from 8 exons. Lineage: Eukaryota; Metazoa; Chordata; Lepidosauria; Squamata; Cordylidae. The record is from RefSeq and is a predicted model, not a curated record. Gene Ontology annotation, molecular function: DNA-binding transcription factor activity, RNA polymerase II-specific; RNA polymerase II cis-regulatory region sequence-specific DNA binding. Gene Ontology annotation, biological process: regulation of transcription by RNA polymerase II.
UUGUCAGCGGGGCGGGCUCCGCCCCUCCUCCCCGGCUGCGGGGGGGGUGGGGCAUAAUUAGUAGCUAACUUGUGUGAGGAGUCGUCGCCUUCUGCCUGCCUCCCGGGGGAAGGGAAGAGUCAGUGCGUGCCCCACUUGUUUGUGUGUGAGGGAGGGAACCAGAGACUGUGACUCGCCUCGCCCCGACCCCUGGCUUGGAUUGUGGUGUGUUGAGGCCUCCGCCCAAGCGAGGCUGAGGGAGACGCCCUGCCUGCCUGCCUGCCCGCCCGGCUGGCUGGCUGAGUAAUUCGCGCGCCCCUCCCUGACCCGACCCUUCCUCCCUCCUCCCUUCCUUCCCGCCCUCUUGGUUACCCUGCCGGCCAAGGGAGCCUGGCAGAGCUAGCGGCGCCGGCGUCAUGUGACAGCGCUGCCUAGUGCCAGGAGCCUGCCUGAGUGGGGGAAGCGGAGAAGGCGAGAGAAGCACUCAGACGGACCGGCGGGCGGACGAGCUAAGGUGUUGCUCUGUGCAAACAAGGCAGAGGCACGCACACACACGCAGGCUCCGGCGGCCACACUGCCGCUCGAGAGGAAGAAGAACCCGGCCCUCCCUCUUUCCUUCACGGGGACGCACGCAAGGGGAGAGAGACACACAGAGAGAAAAGUUCUUUGGUUUUCCACGCGAGACAACAACGCCCUGUCCCCCCACUAACUUCUGGAGCAACUUCUGUGCCCAGUUGAGGGUUAGUGGCGCCGCAUAGCUUCGCUUGACAAGUAAAAAAAUACAGACUUGAAGAAAAUAUUUGUAUGUAAAACAGAAACUAGCCUGUUUGAGCAAAGGCCCAUCUAACAACCUUGUUGGAAAGGCAGAAACCCUUGGGAGCAGGCAGUCCUUCAGGUAUCCAGGACCCAAACUGUUAAGGGCUUUAAAGAAUCCUGGACAGCAAUAUCACAAGAAGAGUUGACUAAGAAAAUGCUAAUGUUUGACCCUGUCCCUAUCAAACAAGAAGCAAUGGAACCAGUUCCAGUGUCAUUCAGCUCUAGUUACAUGGAUCAAAUAAAACCCAACAAAUAUGGUGUCAUUUAUUCUACACCAAAUAUGAUGCCUAGCAAAUUCUACCAGAUUCCAGAAGGAUUAUGUAAUGGAGUCCAAGUGGAGCCUGUUGAUCUCACAGUGAACAAGCGGAAUUCACCACCUUCAGCUGGAAGUUCUCCUUCCCCUCUGAAAUUCCAGACUAUACACAGGAGAGGCUCACCUGGAUUAACUCUGCACUCACCCAGCCCACCAAUGAAGAAAUUGACGCCACCUGGAAUACAGCCUUUCACUAUGCCAUUAACUAUCCCUCCAGUGAUGGCAGCUCUUUCGCGCCAUGGACUUCGAAGCCCUGGGAUACUUCCAGUUAUACAGCCAGUUGUAGUACAGCCUGUCCCUUUUAUGUAUGCUCCUCACCUCCAACAGCCUAUUAUGGUGUCAACAGUUCUCUCGGAAGAGCUGGAAAAUCCAAGUAGUGUGCCAGUUCCUGUCAUUGAAUCUUAUGAGAAGCUAACAUUAAAGAAAUCAAUUAAAGUAGAACCAGGCAUGGAAUCCCCCAAGAAUGACUACUAUCCUGAACAAAUGUCCCCUCCGUUGAUUACCUCAUUGUCACCCACCCACGCAAUGCUUCAAGAGAGUCACCCUUCAGUUAUUGUUCAGCCUGGAAAGAGGCCUCUACCUGUGGAAUCUCCUGACACACAAAGGAAGCGUAGAAUACACAGAUGUGAUUACGAAGGCUGCAACAAAGUUUACACUAAAAGCUCCCACCUAAAAGCUCACAGAAGAACACAUACAGGUGAAAAGCCUUACAAAUGCACUUGGGAAGGCUGCACAUGGAAGUUUGCUCGUUCUGAUGAACUAACACGACAUUUCCGGAAACAUACCGGAGUCAAACCAUUCCAGUGUCCGGACUGCGAUCGUAGCUUCUCUCGCUCUGACCAUCUUGCCCUUCAUAGGAAACGCCACAUGCUUGUCUGACUCCUUCUUCAGCUUCUCCAUAUUUCCUUCCUUUUUUAUUUUAACCUGUGCAUUUUAAUUUGGAUUCAGCUGGCCUGGAUCUCUGGAUUUAUAGCUUUGAAACCUUCCCUAUGGUCAGUAAUAGAAGUUUGCUUGGCUCUUCUUUGCCCUUGCCACGGGUCAGACCUAAAGAAUGUGAAUACUUUUUCUUGGGGAUGCUAAGCAAACCCUGCCUGCCAGCAAGUAGAUUAAAUGUCUGUGAGACUAAAGGGAUCUUGUAAUCAAGCUGAUUAGUUUUGCCAUGUAAUCAGCCAGCAUAUAUUGAUCAAAAUAGUCACUGUUGGAAAUCCAGCCUGCUAGUCCUUGCCAGAGACUCUGUGUACCCUGUGAAGGAUGCACGUCUCCUUUUUAUGCCCAGCAAUGCAAUGAAUGGACUCUUUCCGACAUGGUUGGUUAUAGAAGCAUAUUCCACAAGACACUUUUUUUUAUUUUUAAAAAAAUCUACUUAGGAUUGAAUGAAAUAUUCUUAACUGAUGAAUGGUUAUCAGCAGAUUUUGUCAGUGUAUAAUGUACAUCCUGACCAAUGUUGCCUUUCUCUUUUGUGGAGUUGUAUACAAUGCUAGCUUGUGUUUACCUGGUAUAGUGCCUCAGAUUCAUUAAGCAAACACCUUCGUGUGAUAUAUGUAAUCUGUGUUUUGUGUGCAACUGUAUGAAUGGAACACACAUGGUACUUCUGUGAUGUGGCAUUCAAUGAUACAUACAAUAAUCUACCUCACUGAGGAGGUGUGGUAGGUAUAGUCUUUUCUCAUCACUCCUCUAUUUCUUGUUGCCUAAAAAUCCUCUGCACUUCACCUGGCAUAGCUUAGAAACAGUAACUAUUUCAGCAAAAUGAACCAGAUCAGACCACGGUUAGAAAUCAAUUCCAUCAGAGACACUAACGUAUUUAUAAGAUAAUUAAAACAAAAAUCUUAAUGAAGCACUUCUGUACAGCUCAAAACUUGUCAGAGAAUAUUACAAACGGAAAAGGUACUUUUUGAUCUUUUUUUUUUUUUAAGUGGGUCUGUUGCCCUUAUGUGCCAAGUUCAACAGGAGGUCUUCAUGAAGUUUCCUUAAGUGUUUUGUAGUGGGACAUCUACAUAUCAGUGUUUAGCUGCAUGUGGAAAUAUACACUAAAAUAAAUUCAACCAGGUUAAUUAUAUUCAGUAUCUUCUAGAGAUGUUACAUAGGUCCAUUGGAAGAUUUUAAGGAAUGGAGGCCAGCACCAAUAAGUGCAAGCUACAAAAGAGGAAAAGACUUCAGAAGGCACUAGGAAACAAUUUCAUUUACCCAAAAUGUUUGUGUUUGAAAUCGGCUACUGAAGUAAAACAACGGUUCUUCAAGGAUAAAAUGGUGCAUCGUUUACUAUCUACUAUACAAUGAGUUGUACCCAAAGAAAGUUGAUCAUGUCUAACACCAUAGAAAUGAAUGAGACAAGUUUUUUGUUUCUCAGCUCCCAUUAAAGUGCAUGGGACUUAGUCGUGACUAACUAUUUUCUGCUACAACCUUGUGUGUUGGAUGUCAAUAAUGCAUUUCAACAAACUGUUUCCUAUCACUAAUUGCAGUUCUGUCCCAUCAUGUUUGUGGUGUAUUUGGUUUAAAUAGUAACUUUAUAACCCUGGUACUGCUUAGCUCGCUCCCAAUGACAUAAAGUCCUUAAUUUUGGCUAGAUCAUGUCUAUGGUGUUUACUGCCAUACUUCCUACAUCUGGACCUUGCACAAUUUUUUAAAAAAUUAAUAUUGUAUAAAUCCAGAAUAACUUUGAGCAGCAAGAAGGCUUUUUAUUUUCCCAUGUCCUGUCUUACAAAACAAAUAUUCACAGAUUUUUUGAGUGAGACUUUAGAAAGAAAAUUAGUAACUUUUUAAGCCCAAUACUUUUGAAGUCUUAGGUAAUUCCAUCUUAAGAAAUGGGGCAUGUUUGCUUUAAUACCCAUUUAAACCUCUACUGAAACUCUGCAGGCCAUUCCACAUCCAUGUAAAUGGAACAAUACAUUCACUUUUUGUAUUGCCAGGUAAAACUGGAAAUUAUGCUUUGGUGUGGUGGUGGGUUUUUUUACACUGAAGCGCCCUCAGUUAUUAAUCGGGGGUGGGGGCGGAAUAGAAUGGGGACAUUUUACCUCAACUGGCAGCAACUUGAGUAGGUUUUGUAGAGCAGAGGAAAUCAUACCAAAACUCUAAACACAUUCUUUGAAUUUUUUUAAAGUAAAGUUAAACAUUUAUUUAAAUGUUCAUACAUUAAAAAUUUUAGUGACUACAAUACAAAUUGCCAGCUAUAUUUAGUAACUGGAAUAGAAUGCGACUUGGAGCAUUUAGCUAGCUGAAUGGGUUUUUUAAUCCAUUGCAUUACAGAUGUUUAGUUGCACUUGGUUCAUAGUGCCUCUUGACUGCAAUAACACACACUGCAGGUUACCUCUUCUUGAGCUCCUCAUAUGUUAUUCAGAUAUGCACGUUCCUAAUUUUUUUGGCAAAAACAUUUUCUGAAGCUUUAGGGUUUAUUUUUCCCUCACAAAACCUUUCGGGUGUACCCCAGAAAAAUAUAUGGUCCCAAAGUUGAGUUGCCCAUUAUGUGCUAGAUCUAAUUAUCUUUAAGGUUAAUGUUUGAGGGGGUUUGAGCAAAACCAUGGCUUGAGAUUCAAACAGCUACUUCAGCAUGGCCAAGAGCUGGCACACGGUCACUGAGAUUUUUUACUUGUUUUUCUUUGAGCUGUUGCUUUACUAUCCCUAGUUUGAACCAGAAAUAGCUGCUCCGUUGCCGCCUAAACUACUUUUGUAGUUUAAAAAUUGAUUUUUCAUGCAGUUGAGGAUAGAAGGCUGCUGUUCAGGAAACACAAGUCUGAAGCCACCAUGGCAUAUGGAGAUAAUUCUGGACUUUAAAUGGUGACCAUAGGCUACAUCUGCUUCAAAUUUAAGAAUGGAAGCUGCUGUCCUAGAACAUAUUGCACCCCUAAUUGAGACUACAGUUAAAGAGACUACAGUUAAAGAGUUCACAGUCCCCUACUGGGUUCCAUGGGAGCAGUACUUGAUGCUUUCCACAGUAAGUAGCAGCUUGAAACAAUACAGAAAACAGUCCGGUUGGCACUUUAAUCCUGUGGCAGGCAAAAUUGGGUGUGGGGAGAACCUAUGUUCAAAAAACGUUGGCAGUUCUAAGAGGUGCAAGCUCUUCCUCUAACUCUUCUUUUCCAGAUUCUAGCACAUUCUUGAAUAUAACGGGAAACAAUCAUACCAGACCCUUUACAGUCUGUGCUUGCACACAAAUUGCUUGUGUAGCUUUGGUGCUGGAGUCUCUCUCCAUUUUCCAUCACUGUGGUUUUUAGGAUAGAAUGUCAGACACAUAACCGGAGAAAUGUUUGCUACUACUUGUCUUCUCUUGGAAGUGGGGAGUAGUCUCUUGUGAGUGAGAUGGGGGUGAUAUUGGAAGGAGAGUUAAAAUCUUUGUUUUGAGUUAGCAAGUAAGGAAGGAUCACAUAUUUGAGGGGAAGCACUUUGCAGUCCAAACAUUAGAAAAGAAGGCUUACCACAGAAUUGUGUCUCUAAACAACCCUUGUGCACUAGCAGCACUGCACUGUACAGAAUGCAAAUUCCGGGCUACUGUUUUUUUAUGUCUCAUUAAACAGCAUUAUGAUGGAUUGUUCCUUUCCAGUAUGGAUCAUUCAAGGUGAAGCCAAUAUUUCUGCAAUGUCAUUUUAAUGUAGUUCUGAAAAAACAAAACACUGUAGUUCUGAAAAAAACAAAACUCUCUAAUACCAGAAUUUUGUUCAGUCUUCUUUGUGUUUUUGUCUUCAAGCUUAGCAAGGUCAGGUGCGACUCUUCCUUUUAAACAGAAUUGCAAAAGUAUUUUACACAUAUUAUUUGAAAAGGGCUAUAAUAAUUCCCAUUAUGUUUUACAGAUAUUAGCACUUUCUUGCUAUUUAUGUAUUUUAAAUGUUAGAGGGUCAAAAUAAUCUUCCUGCUUGCCAUCUCUUAAAACUUUACCUGCAAAUGUAGCAGGGAUAUUACAUUUACUUUAAUACUUGUAUAAAACUAUGCAGAAUUUUUUUAAUGAAAUGUAAUAUAUUUUAUAAGCUAAUAAUUGGGUAAUAGAAGGUUUCUAGCAUGCAUUCCUAUCAUUUGCAGAUACUGAAAACAUUUUGGUAAUCUUUCUCACUAAAGAUGUGAAUGUUUAAUAUACCUUCACUGUUUCUACUUUAGUAGUCCAAUGGGAAUUCAGUAAUGACAUUUUGUCAUGUCAAACUGUGAACAUAAACGUGUACUGUACAGUCCUCAUAUGUUAUAUAUAUAUAUAGUAUACUAUAUGUAUUAUACUUGUUAAUAAAAAUACUACAUGUCAA